This is a messenger RNA of Cicer arietinum (chickpea), 1707 nucleotides long. RefSeq names its product zinc finger protein CONSTANS-LIKE 16. Lineage: Eukaryota; Viridiplantae; Streptophyta; Magnoliopsida; Fabales; Fabaceae. Gene Ontology annotation, biological process: regulation of DNA-templated transcription. The record is from RefSeq and is a predicted model, not a curated record. Gene Ontology annotation, molecular function: zinc ion binding; protein binding. Gene Ontology annotation, cellular component: nucleus.
AAGCGCUUCUUGUGGGUCACUCCACCACACUCACACUCCCACUCCCUUUUCUUUCUCUUUAACAAAAUAUUAUUGUUUUCCCCCCUUCUCCUUUUUUGUCAAUGUGUUAACAAAAUAAAAAUAAAAAAAACCAAAUUCAAUAGUUCAAACUUUCAAAUCCAAAAACAAACACAAAGAAGGUGAAUUGUGUGAUGACAAAGAACGUGGCUAACGCGGUUGGAGGCAAAACCGCUAGAGCUUGUGAUAAUUGCAUAACAAAGAGAGCACGUUGGUAUUGUGCUGCCGAUGAUGCUUUUCUCUGUCAAGCUUGUGACUCUUCUGUUCAUUCGGCUAAUUCAUUAGCUCGAAGACAUGAAAGGGUUCGUUUGAAAACGGCGUCGUACAAGUCAACUGGUAGUGGUAGUGGUAGUGGUGAAUUCAUCAAUUGUGGUCCAUCUUGGCACCAUGGUUUCACCAAGAAAGCAAGAACACCAAGACAUGGGAAACAAUACUCUGCUUCAACUACUUUACAAACAACUAAAUCAUCCUCUCCGGGGAGGAAGAAUUAUAAUCCGUUCCAUCUCGUCCCCGAAAUGGGUUUUGAUGAGGUUAAUUCUAUUUCUCAUGAAGAUAAUGAGGCGCAGCUUCUUUAUCGAGUACCAAUUUUUGAUCCUUUUGUUGUCGAGUUAUGUACUAGUCCUCGUUCUGAAGGAGGACCAGGAGCAGUAGUUGUUACUUCUGCUUUCGCUUCUGAUGUUAACACGAGCGAAAACAAAGUUCAAUUGGGUGGUGAUAGUAAUUAUGAGAUGGAAAACUUUCACGGGAUUCUCCCAUCUGAUAUUGAACUUGCUGAAUUUGCAGCUGAUGUUGAAAGUUUAUUGGGUAGGGGACUAGAAAAUGAGUGUAUAGGGAUGGAAGAGUUGGGUUUGGUUGAUACAAAACGUGAGGUGUACAGUGAGGGGAAGGUGAAGGUGGAAGAUGAAGAGAGCCAUGAAGUGGUUGUUUUAGAAGGAUACAAAAUUGAGGGAGAUAAUAUUGAGAUGGGAAAAGAAUCUUCAUUUGAGUUGAAUUUUGAUUAUGAUGACUCUAAUGAAACAAGUGAAGAGGUGAAGGAGAAGGUUGAGUUGGAAAUAGGGAAGUGUGGAGAACAAAAUGAAAAUAAUAAUAAUAAGGGGAAAAGGAAGAUAUCCUUGCAGCUAGAUUAUGAUGCAGUAAUCAUUGCAUGGGAUGGCCGAAAGUGUCCCUGGACUACUGGUGACAAGCCAAAUUUGGAUGCUGAUGAGACCUGGCCUGAUUGCACGGGAUCUUGUGGAACGGAGGUUCUUUAUCCUUACGGUGAAUUAGGUGGAUAUGAGUGCCAUCCAGUAAUGGCAGACGGAGGGAGAGAGGCAAGGGUUUCAAGGUACAGAGAAAAACGAAGAACAAGGUUGUUCUCGAAGAAAAUAAGGUACGAGGUUAGGAAAUUGAAUGCAGAGAAGAGACCCAGAAUGAAAGGUAGAUUUGUGAAGAGAGCUUCUUUUGCAGUUCCAACAUUUCCUUUGCUAAAAUAGAUAACACCUUGCAUUCGUUGCUUUGCUCUACCUCUAAUAAUUUGCUAUUUUAUGAGUUUUCAUUUUGUUUUACUUUAUUUCCUACUUCUCUGUAUAUAAACAAUUUUGUUAAGUUCCUAAAAUGCUUUAUUGGUUCCACAUGAUAAAUAAAUCUUAGUUCAUUUAGGCAAUUCUAUAA